This is a messenger RNA of Ipomoea triloba (trilobed morning glory), 1278 nucleotides long. Its product is annotated as translin-associated protein X. The transcript has 7 exons. Lineage: Eukaryota; Viridiplantae; Streptophyta; Magnoliopsida; Solanales; Convolvulaceae. Gene Ontology annotation, cellular component: cytoplasm; nucleus. The coding region runs from base 90 to 968 and encodes 292 amino acids. Gene Ontology annotation, molecular function: RNA endonuclease activity; RNA binding; sequence-specific DNA binding. The record is from RefSeq and is a predicted model, not a curated record.
CCUUUUUGGGCCAAAGUGCAGAAGCUGCUACACACCGCUCCGAGCCUCUGAAGUCUGACCGUCUCUCCGCUUUGCGGCCAAAGCGACACAUGUUCUUGGGCUCUUCUUCCUCGGCCACCUACUUCAAUUUCUUCAUUCGACUCAUGGCUUCAAACAAAUCCCAGCGCGUUCGUUACCUUGGAGAAACCUCCUGGCAAACCGCCAUGAAGAAGGCUAGGACGAUGACCACCUCCGCUUCUGCCGAUACUCACAUGAAAGACGCCUUCUCCAAAUACACUGAUUACCUCAAUGGCCUGAAUGAAAAACGGGAAAGGGUGGUAAAAGCAAGUCGUGAUAUUACCAUGAAUAGCAAAAAGGUCAUAUUUCAAGUUCACAGGAUGAGUAAGAACAACAGAGAGGAAGUUCUGGAAAAAGCUGAAAAAGAUCUUGAUGCUGUGACUGCUCAAUAUGUGUCCCGCCUUGUAAAGGAGCUGCAGGGGACUGAUUUCUGGAAGCUAAGACGAGCUUAUUCUCCUGGGGUUCAAGAAUAUGUUGAAGCUGCCACACUUUGUCAUUUCUGCAAGACUGGGACUCUGAUAAGCCUCGAUGAGCUUAAUGCUAACUUGACCCCAUUAAGUGAUCCUUCUAUUGAGCCAUUGCAGAUUAACAUACUAGAUUAUCUAUUAGGGCUAGCAGACUUGACUGGAGAGCUCAUGAGGAUGGCAAUUGGACGGAUUUCAGAUGGUGAAGUCGAAUUUGCUCAUAAGAUUUGCAACUUUGUACGUGAAAUCCAUAGGGAGCUGACUCUUGUUGCCCCAUUAAUGGAAGACAGUUCCGACAUGAAAACGAAAAUGGAUACAAUGCUCCAAAGUGUUAUGAAAAUCGAAAAUGCCUGUUUUAGCGUCCAUGUUAGAGGAUCAGAAUUCGUUCCCUUUCUUGAAUCCGACGACUCCAGUUACCCGCUGCUGGGCGUCUCUGACAUCGACUGAUGAAGCAACCUCUGCAUCCUGGGAAAACUCGCCCUUUCCUCAUUCCAUCUUUCUUCUCUCAUCUCAUGUUUGAUAAUGUGCUGUAGUCUUCAAUUGAUGACAUGUGAACUGGAAAGUAGCCUAACCUGUUGACCGACAACUUCUGCUAUAGAUUCAAGAUCUGAAAUUGCAGAUACAACUUGUUUAUGACUUUAUGUGCAUCAGUCCCAGUAGAAGGUGCCUCAAACUGUAGAGAUGAAGACUUUUCUUGAAUGGAAAUAUGGAAUCCCAUCUUUUGCCCGCCAUUACUAUCCACUUUGUUUUUGAUGAA